Messenger RNA from Boleophthalmus pectinirostris (great blue-spotted mudskipper), 1320 nucleotides. RefSeq names its product PHD and RING finger domain-containing protein 1-like. Lineage: Eukaryota; Metazoa; Chordata; Actinopteri; Gobiiformes; Gobiidae. The transcript is spliced from 7 exons. The coding region runs from base 259 to 1011 and encodes 250 amino acids. The record is from RefSeq and is a predicted model, not a curated record.
UUUGCCAAACCAUUCGAACAUGUCGUGCAGAGGUCUUCGUGUUUAUUUGUUUGGGGCGCUCUCACAAAACAGCACGACUAUUUUAUGAUCUUUUAAGAAGCGUGUCAGCCAUCCAAAGCAGGUUAGCCAAACCUCAGUGAGCUAAAAGUGUGAGAAGUCGCGGUUUGCAGAGAAAGAAAGCCUAUAAGUGAGAGUUUGUGGUUGAAAAUAGCCUGCGGUGUACACAUACACUAUUGAAAAACCCGUAGUAAUUCAAAUAUGGAGCAGCCACAACCAGCUAAAGAAAACACUGAAGUUUCGACUGAGAAGUGUUAUAUUUGCCUGGGUCCAUUUGAAGAUCAAGCCGUGGGAACUCUUGAAAGUUGUCAGCACGAAUUUUGUCUUGAAUGUAUUCUCCAGUGGUCUAAGACUGCCAACACCUGCCCUGUGGACCGGACCACUUUUACCAUCAUCCACCAGAGAAGGCGGAUCGGAGGAGUCAUUCAGAAGAAGAUCAAAGUCACUGCACCUAAACACCUUGAGGAGUUGGAGGAGGAGCAUUUGGCUGUGAUCUGUGAAAACUGUGGCCGCAGCGACCGAAGGACCAGGAUGCUUCUGUGUUCCCACUGUGACUCUGGGUUUCAUAUGAACUGCCUCAGACCUGCAGUGAGCGAGCGACCAGAGGGCUCCUGGAUCUGUCCAGAAUGUGAAGCCACUCUCAACCAACCUGGUAGUUUUGCUGCAGAGGCGGACAUCAGUGAUGGAGAGCUGGAAGACAUUUUGUCUGAAGCUGAUGAGACGAGCAGCAGACUCCGCCCGUCCACUUUAAACCACAGCAGCUCUGGAUCAGCACGACACAGUGAGAGAGUCCAGACCAGGUCUAACAGAGACCCCACUGCUCCCCAGUCCAUAACGCGGGUGCCUAAAUAUUUAUUACAUACGUCAAGUUCCAACUCAACAACAGAUAAUACUCCUACUGCCAGUACUAGCACUUCAGAUGACAAUGAACCAAGAAAGCGACGGAGAACAUGACACCACACAGGAUUGCUGCGUCCUUGCACUUAUUGACCACAAGAUGGCGCCAUUCCUCCGCAACAGUUGAUUAUAGGUCUUAUGGCGUAUUUGCUGCUGCUGUUCUAGUUUUUUGCAGAAUUUAGAUGAAUUUUUUAUUAAAAGAUUGAUUGUUAGCUAUGUUCAGUGACUUUUUUGUUUUAUUAUUGUUUGAGUGAUAUUGUACUUGAAUAUCUGAAUUAAUCUGCUUUAUAUUAUUUUUUGCCUCUUUUCUAUUUUAUUCUGAAGUUAUGUUUGUAUAUGUUCUGAACUAAAAAUCUCAACAACUAA